This is a messenger RNA of Bipolaris oryzae ATCC 44560, 849 nucleotides long. RefSeq lists its product as uncharacterized. Lineage: Eukaryota; Fungi; Ascomycota; Dothideomycetes; Pleosporales; Pleosporaceae. The transcript has a single exon. The record is from RefSeq and is a predicted model, not a curated record. The coding region runs from base 1 to 849 and encodes 282 amino acids.
AUGGACACAUCAACAACACCAUCACAGCUCGUCCACACCAUCCGCAAAAACUGGUCCAUCCCCCCCUCAGACCCGCACCUCAUCCCCCCUUCCCUCCUCGCCGGCCUAACCCCCUCUCACAUCUCACCCCCGCUCCUCAGCGCCAUACACCGACUCUCCACCUUGACCUUUGGCCAGCGCGAUCGCGCAUACAACCUGCUGAAUACCUACUACCAAGCGCGGAAGCGGGAGCGGGGCGAACAGCAAGCCGGAGGCGGGAUGCUGGAGGUGGGGGAUGUAGAGAAGGCGUGUGGGAGUGCGAGGAAGAUGAGUUGUGUUGGGUUGGGGGUUGAGCAACGAGCAUGUAUAUUGGGUGUGGAGGCCAUGAGGGAGGGUGGUAAGGGUGGUAUGUGGGGGCGUGGGGAGAGUGUGCGGGAAUCGGUUGAAGAGGUGGGAGUGGAAGUGGAAGUGUCGCUGGUGCAGAAACGAAGGGUGGAACUGGCUCCGAUUGUCACGAUGAAGAGUUGUGCGCCGGCGGUUGCGGUGGCGGAGGGGGAAGGGGAGGUGCUGAGUAGUUUUACGCCGUUGUUUAGGAGGUUGCAGGAUGAGCUUGGGGGUGGUGCGGGUGGGAGUGCGGGUUUGGGUUUGGAUGGGCAGCAGCAGGGGGUUGAGCUACCUGAGGGCGAGAAGGGGGAGGGAAGUGGAAGUUGGGAUACGGAGAAAGACGUGAGUGCGGCACAGCGUGCUAUGCAUGAGUUUAAUGUUAGGAGGUUGGAGAUGGAGGGGAAGAAGAGGGAGUAUGAAGAUGCAGUUUGGAGGUUUGAGGAGGCAAGGUGGAGGAUGGAGAGUGUGAAGGGGGGCAGGAGAUAG